This is a messenger RNA of Solea senegalensis (Senegalese sole), 3055 nucleotides long. It is a transcript of the gene inpp5ja, whose product is annotated as inositol polyphosphate 5-phosphatase K. Gene Ontology annotation, cellular component: plasma membrane; cytoplasm; ruffle. The transcript has 13 exons. NCBI's taxonomy places the organism in Eukaryota, Metazoa, Chordata, Actinopteri, Pleuronectiformes, Soleidae. Gene Ontology annotation, biological process: negative regulation of peptidyl-serine phosphorylation; phosphatidylinositol dephosphorylation. Bases 29 to 2374 code for a protein of 781 amino acids. Gene Ontology annotation, molecular function: phosphatidylinositol-4,5-bisphosphate 5-phosphatase activity; phosphatidylinositol-3,4,5-trisphosphate 5-phosphatase activity. The record is from RefSeq and is a predicted model, not a curated record.
UGGAAAAUCGGACUGUAAAACAAGGUUGAUGGAUCGCAUGCAGCAGAAAGAGCUCAGCACUGCCCCGUGUGGGACGACUGUGCAACCACGACCUUGUGUGUUGAUCGGCCCUGGUUCAAGUUCACCUCUGCAGGUCACAGUCCAGGAGUCGGUCACCAUCAGUCCGUCAGAAACGCUCAACAAACAGUCUCAUCUGAGCCUUGUCCAGGCUGCGAACGUGACGGAACAAAUGCAGUCGGGGCGCAACAACUGUGGGCCCACAGCCCUGAAAAGCAUAAGCCGACCAAGGCCGACCGCUCUUGGGACUAAACCUGUUCAAAAGCUGAACAGAAUCUCAGUGGAUCCAUCCAAGAAGGAAAUAGAUUUGAUCCCAGUUUGCAUCCCAGGACCUCAGAGUGCCAACGUCCUGCCGCAUUCACAGACCGAGAGCUCCUUCCUUCUCCACAGUCCUCAGAGUCCUCACAGCCCUCAGCCUUACCUGAGUCCCACUCCAGGUCUGUCCCAGUCUACCCUGAACUCACCCACUAGCCUCAGCCCCAAAUCCAGCCUCUGCCCUCAGUCUCAGAGGACCCUCUCACCAGGGAUCUCAAACCAAAGCCAAGUGCAGUCUGAGAAACCAGGAGGGGAGAAUAAUGAAUUCAGGGUGUAUAUUGUCACAUGGAACGUGGGAUCAGCUGUGCCGCCAGAUGACAUCACUUCUCUGUUCGGACCAAAUGUUUCAGAUGGGAGCGUUGACAUGUUUAUCAUCGGACUCCAGGAGGUGAACUCCAUGAUAAACAAGCGGCUGAAGGACGCUCUCUUCUCAGACCAGUGGAGCGAGCUUUGCAUGGACACCAUCAGCCCUUUUGGAUACGUUCUAGUGGCGUCCCAGCGAAUGCAAGGAGUGCUGCUGCUGGUUUUCUCCAAAUCCUGCCAUCUCCCGUUCCUCAGAGGCGUGCAGACGGAGAGGACGCGCACAGGACUCGGAGGAUACUGGGGGAACAAAGGAGGCGUCAGUGCGAGGAUGACGAUGUUCGGACACCCCGUGUGCUUUCUCAACUGUCACCUGCCGGCUCACAUGAGGAACCUGGAGCAGAGGAUGGAGGAUUUUGAGAGCAUCUUGCAGCAGCAGCAGUUUGAAGGAGGGACUGCCACCGGUGUCCUGGACCACGAUGUUGUGUUUUGGUUUGGAGAUUUAAAUUUCCGAAUUGAAGACUAUGACAUCCAUGUGGUGAAAUGUGCCAUUGACAGCAACAAGCUUCCUCUGCUGUGGGAGCGAGACCAGCUCAACAUGGCUAAAAUCACAGAGUCCAUCCUGGAGGGCUUCAUGGAGGGGCCGCUCAAAUUCCCUCCGACUUAUAAAUUUGAUGUGGGCACACACACGUACGACACCAGUGCUAAGAAGAGGAAACCUGCCUGGACAGAUCGCAUCCUCUGGCGCCUUCGACGUACCGGCUCCCCGGUUCCUUCCCACAGUGCAGCACUGCAGCGCGGUCUGACCUCAUGGCUGGGUGGGGCAACUAAAGUGACACAGCACACCUAUGGGAGUCACAUGGGCUACACCGUCAGUGACCACAAGCCUGUCUCGGCCCUGUUUUCCCUGCAUUUCCCAUUCAGGGUGGAAAUGCCUCUGGUGGAGCUGCAGGUAAAUAAGGAGUGGUGUAAAGUCUCAGAUGCGACUGUCGUAUUCACUGUUGCGUCAACGUAUCAGCGCAGCUCAUGGGACUGGAUAGCAAUAUAUAAGGUGGGAUUCAGACAUCACAAAGAUUACCAGGCCUAUGUGUGGGCCAAGGGAGAGAAUGCAACACAGGUGACAUUUUCAGAGGAAGAUUUGCCGAGAGAUGAUUGUGAAUACCUCCUCGGUUACUACAGCAAUAAUAUGAACAGCAUAGUUGGGUUGUCAACAUCCGUCCAGAUCCGGAUACCAGUCCACAGCCCCAGCAUGCAUCGCUCCAACAGCUCUGAUGUCAGCUCAGAAGAUGACAGCACGCUUGUCCUGCUGGCUCCAAACUCCCGCAGCCCGAGCCCCAAAACUGGAAAACACCACCAUCGCCACCGACGCAGCCGCAGUCCUGCCGUUCCGGCUCUUUCCUCUAACCCCCUCCCCUCUUUGCAGAGCCUCAGCCUCUGCCCUCGCUCCAAAGAAGGCCCAGCGCAGAGCCGCUCACCCUGCUCUACUGCUAAGAAGGAACGGCUGGUGUUGUCCCCCGACACUGUGUCAUCGCCAUCCAUCAGCCCGCUCAGUCCUCGCAGCCCUGUGUCUCCAGGUAGUGGAGUGACAGCACCAGAGGCUCUGAUCGCUGCCAUCAUAGGUGAACACAGACCAGCUCAGGUUAGUCCCACUGGGGUCAGGCAAAUAGGGAAGACAGGGGAAGCAGACGCUGCACAGCGAUAAACAUCAGUAGAUAAGAAUCAGAUACAGCCUGAUCGGACCCCAACACUGUCACUGUGCUCAGCACAUGAACGACUCCCAACAUAGUUUAACAUUUAACAAACAUUCCAUUUAGUAGCCCUGCAGUUCUCUCUCUGACUCGACCAUCAUCUCAUACACUGUGUGUAUCUCAGAUUGACACAUGUGCCCAUACUCCUGAAGAAAAGUGCUUUAACAGACUUUUAGAAACAAACGUGGAAUGUGAAACUUGAGUAAAUUUGCAAAGGAUGUGUUAAGUUAUUAUUGACAGCAAUAUUUGUUAGCAGUCUGGACCAGAUAUAUUGAAAGUAUCAUAGUUCAAAAUGGGGAAAGAGUGUGUGUUUGUGUGGACCUAUGUGUUAAGACCUUAUUGUGUAAAACAACGCAUUUUUGGAUCAUAGGACUCUAUAGCCUUCGGUCUGUAUUCAUAAAAUUAUUUGAACGUACAAGAAUAGAAAAGUUUUACCAGCCCAAUCAAGCUGAAGUGUACACAUGACUACAACACUAAUCUUAGAUCAGUGCUCUUAUUCUUAGCAGCUUUGUGAAUACAGCCCCUGUUCUAUGGAGCUCAGUGAGUGGAUGCUCAGACUUAUACGGCUCUUUUGUUUCAAGGAAACACUGUUGUUUUGUCGUUGUGAGUGUGCAAAUAAAAACCAGAGCAACCGG